GGCCAGGGAGGAGCCAGUUCCCAUGGUUAGUGAGCACAACAAACCCAUGGCAAAUGUUCAACGUGGCUUUAGCUACAAGUCCUUUAUAUAAAGGACUGCACUUUGCUGCAGAUUUCUGUUCUACAGACCAAAAGUCACCAUCAGUCUGUGAUCACUGGUGCUGCUUGACCUAUUGAAGGUGCUGAGAGGAGCUGAUCCAUCAGUGAACACCCACUGAACAACCAUCCCUCUGUCAGCAGGUGCCUUCCUGAUGACAGAGCUCCAUGAAGCCGUGGCUGUGGGCGACUAUGACCUGGUGAAAAAGAUUUUGAAGGCAGGGCGCUGUGACCCAAACCAGAAGGAUGUUGACUGGCAUGACAGGACCCCCCUGCACUGGGCUGCUGCCAAAGGGAGGCUGGACCUGGUCAGGCUCCUGGUGGAUCACGGAGCCCGGCACUGCCUGCGGAGCGACGUGGGCUGGACCGCGGCUCACUUCGCUGCCGAGGCGGGGAAGCUGCGGGUGCUCCGCGCCCUUCACUCCCUGCACGCUGCUAUGGAUGCCGCCGACCUCUUCGGAGACACUCCACGGAGGCUCGCGGAGAUCUACGGACACCGGGAGUGCUGCAAAUUCUUGGAAAACUGUUGGCUCAGCUCACAGGUAUUUUCAUCCUUGCAAAGGUGUUUCCCUGGAUCAGGAUGCUUUACUGCAGAGGUUUGAACUGUGUCCCACCCUGCAUCUCUCUAAAGGAGUGGAACAGAUCACCAGAGGCCAACCAGCUUGUUCAGUGCAAGCCACAGUCCCAACACUGCUUUAAUUCAAUACACUGCCCACAAAAGAUAUACUGCCAGACCCUGGAGUGCUGAGAGCUCCCAAAAGUGUUUUCUCCCUGGGUUUUUCUGUGACUUUACAGUCCUUUCAUCAUCCUUCACUGGUAUCUCUUUCACCCCUUCCACAUUUUCAAGACUGCUUUGGUACCUUGAAUAUCCUGUAUUUUUUUAAUAGACGUUUAUCCUACUCAAAGUCUCCAGCUUGCCAGUGCAGCACACAAGCUGCCAAGUUCAAAAUCAGGCAUGGUGAUGGGCAAAUAUCUGAGGAGGCCAGUGCCUCACAAAUGACACUUUUCAUUAAUCCAUAUAAACUUUUCUGUAGGUACUGCUGUCCUUCUGCUGUACUUCUGCAGCUUGGUUCCUGCUGAAAUGCCCCAUGCCCGCCUUUUAUCUUGACACAUCAGAGUCCUUCCAUAAGAAAAUACAACCAAACUGCAAAAUUCCCCUGUACAGAGCCCAGAAAACUUUGUAGUGGAGGCACAAGCUCUGGUUUCCAAGCUCUGGCUCUUGGAAGCUGCUGAUAGCUUUGCAUUUUACCUGCCCACCCAACACAGAAUCAUGGAAUGGUUGGAAGGGACCUUAGAGCUCAUCUCAUUCCAAUCCCUUACCAUGGACAGGGACCCCUUCCACUAGACCAGAUUGCUCAAAGCCUUUUCCAGUGUGAUGGAGCUGAACUGCCAGAAUGGGGCAUCCAGACCAUCAUAGAGCUAAAGCCUUUUUGGUUUUGGAACUGACAUGCUGUCAUCUUCCACUAUUCACCACUUUCCUUCCACACAGAUGUAUCAGCUCUUCUUUCUCUCAGACCUUCAGUUUAAAGGCAUUUAGGCAGCGAGCAGCUGAUAAUGAAGCUUUGCAAAUUAGAUUUUUUUACUACCUAGCCAAUGUCUAGGUAGUAAAGCUCAGGUAUGAGAAUGGGGCAUUGUCUUCCAGUAAAGAUUCUCUUUAUACUCUUCUCAGCUCUUGCCAUACUUAGUUUCUAUACCAGAACAGGUAAAUAUUAUCUAACCUCGAGGGUGAAAGUCUGCAGACUUCUGCCCCUUGGAUGAAAAAUCUAUAGCAAUUACUUGCCUAUUCAAUGCUGUCCAUUUUGCACUAAUGUCACCAGUAAUUCCUGCCAAGUGUGUAGCAUUUGCUGUGCUUUGGAUGUGCUCCAGAGCCAUGGGAGUGAGCUGACAGCAGGGGUAGGGGAACUGCCUGGAUGAUGCCAAACAAUGCCUGUGGCAGGCAGCGACACCUGAGAGAAUGACUGACAGACUGAUUGACAGAAUGAUUGACAUCCUGGUCUGAGACACCUUAGCAACAGCCUGUGGUGACUCAGGUCAGUUGAUGAAGGGCUUUCUGUGGUGAAUGACUGAUUUAAAGUGGAAAAUUUGUCUUUCAGAAACACAUGCUGGCCUGACUUACCCCAUAGCUGCAUGGCUCAGCAUGGCUGGGAGAUCUAAUGACUAGGAAGAUGCUUCAAAUGCCCACUCUAGAACAUUUUAUAAUACACUAAAAGCCUGUACAAUCACCUCAUGGCCAUAACCCAGCCUGUGGGCAGCCAAGAGUUUAUCACUGAAGCUCAGGAAUACUUUUUAAAAUCAGCCACUAUUAUAUGACCACAGUGGAUGCUUUCACUUUCACACACUGGUGUCACAUCAGCAAACUUGGAGUAAACUAGGAGGAACAGUUGUCACUUGUAGUGUAAUUUUGAUUACAGUCUGCUCCUUCAGAUGUGCAGAAGGUCUCAGAGGUGGUGUCCAGGGUCAGGCAGUGCCAAAGGGUACAGGGCAGUACUGUGUGUGGUGCAGACAGAGAAUUAAGAGUGUGCUUACACAAAAUGCUGCACAGCACAGAGCAGCUCUGCUCUCCACUCAGUGGUGUGCGUGGGAUAUAAAUAUGAGGAACAUUUUGUUACACACCCUCCCUGUCAGUUUUGGAUAUUUGCCUGUCAUGCAGAAAGAGAGAAAAGGCAAUUUUUAAAACCAUCUAAGGGUCUGCACCAACUGCAGGGCUGAUGUGCAUAUCUACACAGGCCUCUGAGCAUCCAAAUCCUUCCUGAACCCAAAUUCAGCCCCCUCUAGCACCCCGUGACCCUUGCAUGCUGUUUGUUUGUCCCCAGGUGUUUCCAGGUCCAUGAACUACCUGCCUACCUGGGCUGGGCCACUGAAUUAUGCUGAGGACUGCACCCACAUGGAAAUAUUGCAUGUAUCAACAUGGAAAUAUUAUUGACAUGCAAAUAUUAGGAAUGUUCCACUGCUGAGUAUCAGUUCCACUCACUGAGGUUUGCAUGAACAUGCAAAAGUUAGGAAACAGCUGCUUUCAAAACAGCUGCCUCUGAAUAGCAAAUGCAUAUUUUGCAUUAGAUUUGGUUUGCAUGAGAAGGGAUUUACUCUUGAUGCUAUGAGACCUGCCAAGGAUGGCACAGAGACCCUCUGCCCGUGUCUGCUGCCAGCCUCUCUGCAAAGUGCCGGCUGUUGAAACUGUACCAAAGGGUCCUGCUAUCUCAGAGAAGGGCAUAUAUAUACUCAUGUGUAAACAAACAAACAAAUAAAUAAAUGAAUAAAAAUUUAUAUUUAAAAGUUUAUAGGAAAAGGUUUCUUGCCCUUGGGAACAGAUACUUAAUAGAAGACAAUAGGGUAGUGGAGUUGGAAGGGACCUACUGCUAGUCCUAUGGCCUGACCACUUCAGGACUGACCAGAAUUUAAAGCACCUUAUGGAAGGGCAUUUUCCAAAUGCCUCUUAAACACCAGCAGCCAUGGGGCAUCAACCACCACUGUCAAACAUAGGCUCUGUGGAGACCUGAGAGCACCUUUCAGUACCUGAAGAGAGCCUACAAGGGAGCUGGAGACGGACUUUGGACAAGGGCAUGGACAAGGGGGAAUGGCCUGGGUAGGUAGGAUUAGAUAUAUUAGGAAUAAAUUGUUGACUGUGAGGGUGGUGAGGCCAUGGCACAGGUUGCUCAGAGAAGCUGUGGCUGCCCCAUCCCUGGAAGUGUUCAAGACCAAGCUGGGUGGGGCUUCAAGUAACCUGGUCUAGGGGAAGGUGUCCCUGUCCAUGGCAGAAGGUAUGGAAUGAGAUAAUGUCCCUUCCAACUGAAACCAUUCUGUGAUCCUAUGACAUAGAAAGCCCAGUGAUGAGAUCCAUCAGUAUGGAGCUGCUGGCUUUGCUCUGUGCUGUCAGCUAGAACAGCUGUCACUAAUGUGACAGAAAUGCUCUAUUACAGAAAAAAAAGGAUUUUUCCUGAUAUUGGAUGGUGUUUCUGACAGAGAUUCCUGAAUCUUGAGUGCCUACAAAAUCAGAGCCCUGCAGGAAGAGGAAAGGGUUUGUCUUCUCUUGAGCAAGAUUUACACUUGGAAUGUCCAUGUCUGGAUCCAGGCAGUGCUGGGGCCCAGGGGCUCCCUGUGAGAGGAGGUUGGGGCUGCACCAUGCCGGGCACACUGUGGUGUUUCCUCAGGUGUUGGUGGCAUCGGGGUUUUGACCAGACUGAGACACAACCCCUGACCCUGUAGAUGGGCACACGUGAACAGAGAUAUGUGUGUGUGCUGUGCUCACUCUUGGUUUCUCUCCCAGAGCAGAGGUGGAGAGCAGGAACUUCCGCAGGAAAGCUGCACUGAGAAAAAUCCCCUUAGACCAGAGAGAUGAAGACUGGGAACUCAAGAAAGAAGAGCUUAAGAAAAAUCCGCCAUGUUUUUGGGAGAAGUGUACAGCCUCUA
Passer domesticus (house sparrow) is the source of this 4502-nucleotide messenger RNA. RefSeq names its product ankyrin repeat domain 66 (gene ANKRD66). Gene Ontology annotation, molecular function: protein binding. NCBI's taxonomy places the organism in Eukaryota, Metazoa, Chordata, Aves, Passeriformes, Passeridae. The coding region runs from base 251 to 697 and encodes 148 amino acids. Gene Ontology annotation, cellular component: nucleus. The transcript is spliced from 4 exons. The record is from RefSeq and is a predicted model, not a curated record.